UGAUCUCCUUUUUUAUGGCAAGUUCAUCCGCCACGGUUCCCCAUUCGUGUCCGCGGCAGGCAUGGCGAGCUCUAGCUUCAUCGUCUUGCCUUUCACGGCCGCCGCCUCUGCAUGCCUUCCUCCAAGCAAGCCCGUAGCCAGGGGCAAACAGGGCCGCCGCACUCGCUUGUCGUGCCAUUGCAAAGCCACGGCGGGUGGUGCCGGGGAUGACGACCUGGCGGUGAGUCGUCGGCUCGACCGCCGGGACGUGCUCCUCGGCCUCACCGGGGUGGGAGCCGCCGGCGCCAUCAACCUCGGAGGACUCGCGCUGGCCGCGGACGACGCCGUGCCGGCCACGUGCGUCACCGUGCCUGUCACGGACCAGGUCAUCAGGUGCGUCUCGGCCGACGGCUUCAACUGCCCCGGCGUGUACCGCCCCGAGGACGUCGUCGACUUCAGCGCGCUGCCGCCACCGAACGGCCCCUUGCGCGUCCGCCGGCCGGCCCACCUCGUCGCCGCGGACAAGGAGUACGUGAGGAAAUACGAGGCCGGCGUCCGCAUGAUGAGGGAUCUGGACGCCUCCGGCGAUCCGCGCAGCUUCAAGAGCCAGGCCGCCAUCCACGAGGCCUACUGCAACUUCCACUACAAGGUCACCGCGGUGGCCGCCGCGGCCUCAAGAACAGCCGGGGGCGGCGGCGGCACGCCGGAGAUCGACUUCGACGUGCACUUCUCGUCUAUCUUCGCGCCGUGGCACCGGAUGUACAUCUACUUCUUCGAGCGGAUCAUCGGCGAGCUCAUCGGCGACACCACCUUCGCGCUGCCGUACUGGAACUGGGACGCGCCGGACGGGAUGAUGCUGCCGCCGAUAUUCAACAACGCGUCCUCGCCGCUCUAUGACGCCAACCGCGACCAGGCGCACGUCACCGCCGUCAUGGACCUCAACAAGGGCCCAGGCGCGGACAACGAGCUUCCUCUCUGCAGCGACGACGCCUGCGUGAAGGAGAACAACCUCUCCGUCAUCUACCGCCAGAUGGCCGUCGACACGGCCCUGCAGUUCCACGGGAACAAGUUCUGCGCCGGGGGCACCCCCGGCUCCCCCGGCUCACUCGAGAACGCCGCGCACACCGCCGUGCACAUCUGGGUGGGCGGGGACAUGGGGGUGCUCGGCACCGCCGGCCGCGACCCCGUCUUCUACUCGCACCACGCCAACGUCGACCGCAUGUGGCACCUCUGGACCACCACGCUCGGCAACCAGGACUUCGUCGGCGCCGGCACCGGCGACUGGCGCGACACCAGCUUCGUCUUCUACGACGAGAAGCGGCGGCCCGUGCGCAUCAGCGUCCGCGACGUCCUCGACGCCGGCAGGCUCGGGUACACGUACGAGGAGAGGGAGACCUUGGAGUGGCUGGACAAGCGGCCCAAGCCGGCGACCGGCAUCGACAGACCGGCCGGCCCAAGCGUCCCCGCCGCCCUCUCCUUCCCCGUGGCUCUGAAGAAGGGCCGGAAGGAGUACGUGACGGUGGAGCGGCCGGAGGAGGCCCGGGCCAGCGGCGGCAGCAGCAAGAAGGCGCCGGAGGUGCUGGUGGUGGACGUCACCAUCGACCCCUGCGAGUACGCCAAGUUCGACGUGCUCGUCAACGUGCCCAAAGGCCAGGAGGCGCGGGUGGGGCCGCAGGACACCGAGUUCGCGGGGACCUUCGAGAACCUGCCGCACGGCGGCGGCGACGGCGGCGGCCGGGGCAUGGGGCGGCUGACGCUCACGUACCGGUUCGCGCUCCGGGAGCUGGUUGAGGACCUCGGAUGCGGCCAGGACCGGCGGCUGGACGUCACGCUCGUCCCGCGAGCCGGUGGGAUGGUCGUGGUAGACGACGUGCGAGUUGAACUUUGUAACUAACUGAUAUGUGCAUGAGUCAGCUACAUUAGUUUUUUCAAGACGGAUGAUAUACCCGGCCUCUACAUCCCAGUAUAUAGACGAAAGUAAAAUAAAACCUUAAACUUCGAAUCCUGAAA
Messenger RNA from Aegilops tauschii subsp. strangulata, 1989 nucleotides. Its product is annotated as polyphenol oxidase I, chloroplastic. The record is from RefSeq and is a predicted model, not a curated record. Gene Ontology annotation, molecular function: catechol oxidase activity. Lineage: Eukaryota; Viridiplantae; Streptophyta; Magnoliopsida; Poales; Poaceae.